Pristis pectinata (smalltooth sawfish) is the source of this 2294-nucleotide messenger RNA. It is a transcript of the gene adsl, whose product is annotated as adenylosuccinate lyase. Gene Ontology annotation, biological process: 'de novo' AMP biosynthetic process. Gene Ontology annotation, molecular function: (S)-2-(5-amino-1-(5-phospho-D-ribosyl)imidazole-4-carboxamido) succinate lyase (fumarate-forming) activity; N6-(1,2-dicarboxyethyl)AMP AMP-lyase (fumarate-forming) activity. NCBI's taxonomy places the organism in Eukaryota, Metazoa, Chordata, Chondrichthyes, Rhinopristiformes, Pristidae. The coding region runs from base 21 to 1484 and encodes 487 amino acids. The record is from RefSeq and is a predicted model, not a curated record. The transcript is spliced from 13 exons. Gene Ontology annotation, cellular component: cytosol.
CCGUGCGGCGGGAGGGAGACAUGGCGCUGGCGGGCGGGGAGCAGGGCGACGCGGAGCUCGGGCGCUACCGCUCGCCCCUCGUCAGCCGCUACUCGUCCCCCGAGAUGGCCUUCAACUUCAGCGAGGCGAAGAAGUUCAACACGUGGCGCCGGCUCUGGCUCUACCUGGCCAGAGGCGAGAAGAUGUUGGGAUUGCCGAUCACAGAAGAACAGCUCCAGGAAAUGGAGUCAAACCUGGAAAACAUUGAUUUUAAGAUGGCUGCUGAAGAGGAGAAGAGGCUUCGCCAUGAUGUGAUGGCCCACGUGCACACGUUUGCUCAUUGCUGCCCAAAGGCUGCUGCUAUCAUACACCUUGGAGCCACCUCGUGUUAUGUUGGGGACAACACGGAUUUGAUUGUUCUCCGUGAUGGUUUUGACAUCCUCCUGCUCAAGUUGGCUCGAGUCAUUGGUCGCCUGGCAGACUUUGCCCAGCAGCACGCUGCUCUCCCGACCCUCGGCUUCACUCACUACCAGCCAGCCCAGCUGACCACCGUUGGGAAGCGUUGUUGUCUCUGGAUCCAGGACCUCUGCAUGGACCUGAGGAACCUGGAACGUGCCCGGAAUGAGCUGCGAUUCCGGGGGGUGAAGGGAACAACGGGCACCCAGGCCAGCUUCCUGCAACUCUUCGAGGGAGACUACAGCAAGGUCGAUGAGCUCGAUCACCUGGUGACUGAGAUGGCAGGAUUUAAACAGACCUACAUGGUGACAGGACAGACGUACAGUCGCAAAGUGGACGUCGACUCGUUGGCCGUCCUCUCGAGCCUUGGGGCAACAGUGCACAAGAUCUGCACCGAUAUCCGUCUGCUGGCAAACCUGAAGGAGAUUGAGGAGCCCUUUGAGAAGGAGCAGAUUGGCUCCAGCGCGAUGCCCUACAAGAGGAACCCUAUGCGCAGUGAGCGUUGUUGCAGCCUGGCUCGCCACCUCAUGACGCUGGUCCUGGACCCCCUGCAGACUGCCGGCGUGCAGUGGUUCGAGCGAACCCUGGAUGACAGUGCCAACAGACGCAUCUGUCUGCCAGAGUCGUUCCUCACUGCAGAUGUUAUCCUGAGCACACUCCAGAACAUCACGGAGGGGCUGGUGGUUUACCCAAAGGUAAUUGAACGCCACAUCCGUCAGGAGCUGCCGUUCAUGGUGACCGAGAACAUCAUCAUGGCCAUGGUGAAGGCCGGCGGCAACAGGCAGGAUUGCCACGAGCGGAUCCGUGUCCUCUCCCAGCAGGCAGCAGCCGUGGUCAAACAGGAGGGAGGCGACAACGAUCUGAUCAGCAGAAUAAAGGAGGACUCCUACUUCAGCCCGAUCCACGAGCAGCUGCAGACCCUGCUCGACCCCAAGUCCUUCGUUGGGUGUGCCCCCCGGCAGGUUAUCAAGUUCCUGGAGCAGGAGGUUCGACCGAUGCUGGUCCCUUAUGCAGGUCAAAUGGAAGGGAAGGUUGAGCUGGAGCUGUGAGAAGUGGCAAAGAACAGGGAAACGAUUCCCACACCUGGUGUUGCAGCUUAUCCAAGACUCUGUGGAGCAGGGUGCAUGUGGGAUUUGUACUUUUGAUUUGUGUUCCAUUUGAGUAGAGUGUGUUAAUGAGAACAGGUCCUCCCCAGGUUACGACUGCCGUGCUUAUGGAUAGCCUGUACAGUUUGAGAGACCAGCAGGAUGGAUUUUCUGGCUGCUGUGGGACUGUAGACGUCCUCUGCCCAUGUGGGGGCUCGGUUCGUGCUAAUAGCAUUGUAUCUUGCAGAGAAAUCUGGAUGAUUGAGUUAACACCCUGAAUUUACCACACACUGGCCUGUGUUUUCAUUUUAAUCCAUUGCCGGGCGGGCGCAUUUCUGAUUGAGAACUAUUCUGAUUACGGACGGUUCUCAGGAACAGAACCUGGUGAGGACCUGUAUCUGUCCACAGAAAGGUCUUGAUAAAUAAUAAUUGAAAAUGUUAGUCUGAUGCACUGAAGCUGCAGUUUUACUUCGGUUAUCAACAACAAACAGUGGAUAGAAAGUCUCGUGAGCUUCACAAGCAGCUCACGGGGGAAAUAUCUCUAAUCCCCACCUCCAGACACCACUCAACCAUGGGUGAUCCCAGUAAAGCUGACAGUGGUGGUGCAGCCUCUUCUACUGUGGUGCACUUCAUACACUCGUGUGAAUUUAUUCCAGCUGGGAGUUGCUCUAACAUCAGUGCCCUCGCUGGUGCUCUGGUUGGUUCUGUAAAGCUCUGUGCUAGGAGAUCACAUCUUCUUCAAAUAAAGACCUCUUGGAAUUUUGACAUUCAGAA